Molecule: messenger RNA, 1534 nt
Organism: Thermothielavioides terrestris NRRL 8126
Lineage: Eukaryota; Fungi; Ascomycota; Sordariomycetes; Sordariales; Chaetomiaceae
Exons: 3
Coding region: 198-1337 (379 amino acids)
Biological process (GO): regulation of transcription by RNA polymerase II
Cellular component (GO): nucleus
Molecular function (GO): DNA-binding transcription factor activity, RNA polymerase II-specific; RNA polymerase II cis-regulatory region sequence-specific DNA binding
Source: RefSeq, a predicted model, not a curated record
AAAGACUCUUAAGGCCGCUGAUCCGUCCCUUCGGACUCGCGGCUGCCACACCUGAUCAGCAUCUACCUUGGUUGAUCUCACUUCCCAGUUCGGCCGGAAGAGAGACAGCCUGUCGACCGUACUCUCGGGACCUCACCAUGACGAUGACCCUGGAUGACCACAGUCGGCGUCGCUUCGGACCCUUGAGCUUCCACCACAUGCCUGCCUACUCGAGCCAGCCUCACUUCACGGACCCGUGGACGUCGUCGUCCUCGCCGACGGGACCGGCUCCCCAGGGCGGGAGCCAGCCACAUGCCCUCUACACCGGCAACCAGGACAGCUCAGGCCUGCCUCACCUCAACCUCAGCCCGCUCCCAAGACAGCCGCCGAGCGCGCAGCACCCGCACCACCACCACCCACAACACGCUCAGCACGCCGGCUCAACGGGCGGCAGUACCUCAAUGGCGCCGUACGGCUCGCUCCCGGUCACUGCGGCGUCGGCGGGCAGCGCGCCCAUGGCAGGUGUCUACCGGCAGCAGGACUUGCUCUCCAUCCCGCCAGAUCCCUUCAGUCUGAACCGCCUCCAGCCCCCCUCGACGUCGGCGGCGUAUGACGCAUCGGCAUACACCAGCUCCUCUUCGCCGGUGAGCGCGACGUACGCAACAACGUCGGCGUCUCCGUACGACCAGCUCGGCUACGCGCCGGCGCCGUUGAGGGGGACGGCGUUCGCGCUCGGACAGGAAGACGGCUCGAGGCGGUAUUCCCAGCAAAGUCUGCAAGCAGACGACCGGAGGAGCUUUCAGGAUGCGCUGGAGGCGAGCCACGGGAUGCUCUCGAUGAGUCAGGAGACGCCGCGGAACAUCUACGACGUGCGUAACAGGGCGCGGGGGUCGGCAGACUCAUACGGGUUCCCUUCGACACACUCGUCGACAUCCAGCGUCUCGUCGACCGGCUUCAGCGGCUACUACGGCGGCUCUGUCGACGGCUCGAUCAGCGACUACUCGGCGACGGGCUCCGACAUCGAGUCGCUGUCCGGCCGGACACUGCCCCGGCCACAGGGGCUGAUGUCCACCCAGCCGCCGGCGCCCCAGUCCAUGAUGGGGUCCUUCAGUUCCAGGGUGUCGUCGAGCGCGCAGAAGAAGCACAAGUGCAAGGUCUGCGACAAGCGCUUCACGAGGCCCAGCUCGCUGCAGACGCACAUGUAUAGCCACACGGGCGAGAAGCCAUUUGGGUGUGAGGUGGAAGGCUGCGGUCGCCGGUUCUCGGUUGUGUCCAACCUGCGCCGCCACAAGAAAGUUCACAAGAGAGGAGGCGAGACGCCAUCAGACACGGGCUCCGAGGACCACCAGUCGCCGUAACAAGAUGCCUCGAUACCCUUUGCUACCACCCCUCAAAAACAACAGACGGCCUUGCAGCACACGCGGUCUUUCCCCCUUGCACGACAUCCUUGAUAGACUUCUUUUACAUACGACCUUUUGAUUCCGCAUCGCUCGCUGCAUGUGCGCGGUCACUCGCCAAUAUAUCACCACGACGGAGAGCAAAACCGAUUCUCGGC